GGCUUUCCUUGCGUUCAGGGCGGACCAACUCUGGUUUAUAGUCUCGAGGCAUUGCCCAAAAAACUGUGCAGAAGUUAAACAAAAAAUAAUACUUGUUCCGCUAUCCGUUGUGGCGUGCAUUUUCUGUAUCACUGAACUGGUGUGUUCCUCUGUAAAGGUAGACUGCGUUUUGCAGACCAAUGAACCCGUGAAAAUAGUUCUAUGCUGCGUUACAUCCUAGGAGGGAUAAUAUUUGUCGUCGGAAAAUGGAGCAGCAUUUGUCGGCCCCUUAGGAAAGCUUAUUCGAUUGGAUUACAUGUAAAGUGACUAAAAAUGGGGAUUUUUCUAACUCAUCAGUGCCGAGAUGAAAAAUGCUGAUUUUUGAAGAGGAAAAAAAGAAAAAUUGUUCCCCGUCGAGUGCUACCGAGAUUACCGCAGCUGUUGUAUGUGAUGUGUGAGAAAAAAGUAAAGUUUUUCGUAUGAUUGUGAUAGCCUGAACGAAAAUGGCUGCGAGAAGUCUUUGUUAUGAAUGCUACAAUCAGUAAGAGCAGUUAGACCACGAGCAAACAACAAACCAGUUAUAACUAGGACGGGUGGUUCCACGGAGUACUCAAGCUACGACCAUACAGUAAGCCCUUCGGGAAGAACCUAUUUUCCACCUUUUUUCGGUUCUCUUUGUCGUUUCUCGAGAGCAUGUAACACUACUAGGAAACGAUGGAAAAAUGAACUACUCGUAUGCAGCAGAAGAACUUGGGAGAAGAACAUGAAAAACAACGCCAAUAUCUAGCAGAGUAGGCGACAAAUGCGACUAUCGCCGCGGCAGAAAACAGUGAAUUUGUGUUUACGAUGGACGACGCUAUUGCUGCUGCAGCUAUUAUUACUAUUGGUGGAGCGGGUGACGUGCGUCGUAGCAGGCCAGUUGCUGUAGGAAUCCUUCCGAGAAAUUGAGAUGCAUGCUUCACAAUAGUGAAUGGAGGCGAUUUGAAUGAAUCAAAUUGACGUGCAAAUAGAGGAAGCAAACAACCAAUUCAGAAGACACGUUCGUGACAUAAACCAUAUUUGCUCGCUACAGAGGAGGUUCCCUUGUGAUAUCUAGUUUUUAAGGCAUGCAAAAACAUCUGAAUGGGAACAGAUUAGUGGAUUCAAAACCGCGCUCAACUCUAACAACAACAACUGAACUGUAGAAAAUUGAACAACGCAUCAUGACUAGUAUAACGUUCAAAACGACAACAACGACCGGCGGUGAUGCGAAUGGUUGUAUCGCGGCAGCAGCUUCGUCAUCCUCAUCGGCGGUGGCCGCCGUAUCACUCAUGUCGGACAAGUCGAUCACUAUGACUCCGUCACAGCUAGCUUCGGCUACAACGGCAGCCGCUGUUGCGGCAGCGGUGAGCAACCCGUCGAGUGCACUGUUUGCGGCCGCUGCCGCAGCCGCUGUACAGCAGCAGCAGCAACAUCAGCAGCAACAACAACAACAUCAACAUCAACAGCAGCACAACAACAACUAUCAGAGCAAUAGCAGUAGCAGUAGCCUAUACAGUAAUGACAACAAUAGCAAUAAGGCUCCAUCGAGUGACAAGCUCAGUAGUAGUAGUAGCAGUGGGAUUGGCAGCGCAGCAAGCGGCACGGGGGAAGAAUACGAGAGGGCCAAAUAUAAGACGCCCCAGGAAGUGAUGCUGUUGUAUAUGGAUAAGUUGACCCAAUACGAGCACCAUGAGAUCUACCAGUAUCCCAAAAUUUAUUUCAUAGGCGCGAAUGCUAAGAAGAGGAGAGGUAUCAGUAACUCAGAGUACGACAAUGAGCAAGGAUCGUACAUUCAUAUUGCGCAUGACCAUGUCGCGUAUCGUUACGAGGUGCUGAAGAUUAUCGGCAAGGGCAGUUUCGGACAGGUGGUGAAAGCAUACGAUCACAAAAAUCACCAGCAUGUGGCGCUCAAAAUGGUACGAAAUGAGAAACGGUUCCAUAGGCAAGCUCAAGAAGAGAUACGAAUCCUGAAACAUCUGCGAUCGCAGGAUCGAAUGAAUUCGAUGAAUAUAAUACACAUGUACGAUUAUUUCGUUUUUCGAAACCACAUGUGCAUCACGUUCGAGCUGCUGUACAUCAAUCUGUACGAGCUAAUCAAAAAGAACAAAUUCCAGGGAUUCAGCAUACAGCUGGUUAGAAAAUUUGCUCACUCUCUGCUAAAGUGCUUGGAUGCGCUGUUUAAGAAUAAGAUUAUUCAUUGUGAUAUGAAACCGGAGAAUGUGUUGCUAAAGCAGCAGGGACGCUCCGGUAUCAAAGUGAUCGAUUUCGGCUCAUCUUGUUUCGAGCAUCAACGGGUCUAUACCUACAUCCAGUCGAGGUUCUACCGGGCGCCAGAGGUUAUUCUGGGUGCUAAGUACGACAUGGGGAUCGAUAUGUGGUCUCUUGGCUGUAUACUCGCUGAACUAUUCACCGGAUUCGCACUUCUACCUGGGGAAGACGAAGCGGAUCAGCUGGCUUGUAUCAUCGAGCUCAUAGGUAUGCCUCCGAAGAAAAUCCUCGAGAAUUCUAAACGAGCGAAAAACUUCAUCUCUGCUAAAGGCUAUCCCCGGUACUGUAACGUUAAGACUACAGACAAUGGGAUCAAUAUACUAACGGGUGGCUUUUCCCGUCGGGGAAAACUUAGAGGACCACCUGGAUCUCGUAGUUUGGUAAAGGCACUUAAUGGAUGUGAUGAUCCACUUUUCCUCAACUUUAUCGAACGCUGCUUACGGUGGGACCCAGCAUUGCGCAUGACUCCGGACACGGCGUUAAAUCAUUUCUGGUUCCGACGAUUACUGCCUCCGUCGCCGAAUGUGGCGACCAUCACCACCACCAGUAGUCCUUCCACAUCAAGCAACUGUCAAAAUAGCCAUAUAAAUAAAGUACUGAAUAUCGCGUACGCGUACGCGGACCAGCAGGCAUCAUCCCUAGUGACCACAUCCACUUGCAACUCCCUGGUGGCGUCCCACCAUGGGAACUCCAGCUCGCUACAGUCCCUGCAGUCGGCUUCGCUUACUUCUUCAGCGAUCAGCAUUCCAGCGGUGAGUGGUAGCGUAGGAGCUAUGGGUGGCGUUGGAAUGGUGGGAGGAGGUGGAGGAACGCUUGGUCGGUCGGCAGCGACCACCAUCAUCGAUAUUCCGUACAACCCAAAUGACAAGAAAAGACUUCUCAACUCUCCGCAAGCGGCAUCCUCGUUAACAUCCAAUCCGGGUCUUGCAACCACUUCCUUCGUCGACUAUGGUUUCACUUAAGAACGAACUAACCAGGCAGCUUUGCUUGCAGCGCCGCGACGAAAUUCUGAAACAUAUAUUUUAUGUUGAACUUUUUAUACCCCUCUAUUUUGUCGGAAAACCAACAACAAACAACAACAACAACAACAACAGUGGUCGUUAUCGAGUGAGUGAUUGAUGCUGUCAGAGUAUACUUCAAAAGUAGCAUAUCGAGAUUAUGAUUGACAGGAUUGUGUGCGUGUGUGAACGCAACAGGAAAAAAAAAUCAAAUCUUAGGGGGUCCGGAACAAACCAAACCAGCUGUGGGGAUGGAUAGCGCAGGACUAACGUUAGUAAAUGCAUCGUGUCGUGUAAUUUGUAGGGUUAGCUAAGAAGAUGUGACAUCAGCAAUGAGAUUGUGCGUGUGUAGAGAAGGCUUUUAAAAAAAAUCUACAAACGACAAUUAAAAAGAAUAUACCUAAUUACAAUUAACGAAGAAGAAAGUAAAAUAACAUAAGCAUAAAGGCGAAAAACACUCAUUAACUGAUAGGAUCUGACGUUGGAGGUAAUAAAUUUAUUCUAGAUUGGUAAUGUAAUUUAAUUUGCUCUAGUGGAUAGGUAAAUAAUUAGCAAAAUGCGAAGAUGGAUGAGUGUACCAUAGCGGGAUGAGGAGGAGGAUAACCCAAACCGCCGCGCCUUGGUGUGUCGCAAGGGCGCGAUAUUUGUAAAACGGACGCUGGACAACGGCUAAACAAAACAGUUUGAAAUCAUCAUUUACAGUUUGUUUUUAUACUAAUAUGACACGGCUAAGGAAGGAACCUGUGAAAAUCUAAAAAAAAACAAAACCAAUAUGGAAUUUAUAUCAGUUAAUAGUGACUUUUUGUAAUGGCUAAUGUAGAGUACUGGAAUGAGCCGAGUGCUAAAUGGGAAGCGCAUAGUGCGAAACAAUGUGAUGUGUGUGUGCGUGCGUAUGUCUUGUGACUGAGAAUUACUCCAAUUUUGUGUAUUGCUCCGCAGAAGGAAGCAACACAAACACUCAACAACAAUAAAUGAGAAAAGUUGACGACAAAAUUAAAAUGUAACGAAUGCUAGUGGAACACAUUUUAGUAGCGCAAACUAAAAGCAGAAUAAUCAUUUGUAUCAAAGUGCAGUAAUCCAUAGAAAUAUUGUCAGCGUAAAUCUUUUCCAAUGAAACAAAGAAAAAAGGCUGUAGAGUACACGCGCAUAUCGACUGCAAAAUUCUACCGAACGAAUAGAGAGCUGUUGCAUUUGUUAAACUGAGCUGAAAUUGGGCAUUUUUUUCGUACACAGAAGUAUGAAUCAACGCAUUCUUUUCAAAACUGCCGAGCUACUACCAUUUUAUUCCACACAUCAUUGUGCAUCUACUCCGCUCCGCUCUGAUGGCAUUUUGCUCUCUAAUAGCCCGUAAUAGUAAUCGUGGUAGUGUCUUAUCUGAUUGCCUGAAAGCGUCUUCAUUAUCAUCGUCCACUAAGUUUUCGUCUGAAAGCUUUGAAUAGUUUUCUUCAAGAUGCGCGACAAUUGCUAAGGAUAAUUCCGAAAUCAAUACCUAAAAACCAGAAUUCUCAUUUAACUCUAGCAGCAUGAUCACAUUAGAAAAUAUGCAACGAAUAAAAGGAAAAUGUUGUGAAAAUACAUUUUAGGGAAUCUUGAAGAGUAGAUAUUCGGGAUAGAAACAAAAUCUUUUAUGAUAGUGGAGGAACCAAAUGAGAUAUAUCACUAAAAUAGCUUUUACGCGAAUGUUCGGACAGAGAACUGGUAAAAUUGGUUGAAGGGGAUUUUUUCAGUUGGAAUAAAGUUUUUUACGACCUGAAUUGAAUCUAAAAAUCGAGCCCACACUAUGUUUCCAGUUCAAGUUUAUAUUCACCGUUUUACUCUUAGUCCAGCUAAGUUAAGAAUUCCGUCAUGAUCCGAUAUUAUCUAAAUUAUUUUGUUUCAUUUUUAUAUGCUUUCGGAAACACCACAAAGUGAAUGACAGCUACACAUAGAAUUUGGACAGAAAAAAGCAAUCUGAAUUCUGAGACGAGAGCUCUAAGUUUUCUGAAGCCGAUACCGAUGAGGCUCUAUUCUACAGGGUGUUCAAUAAGUUCGUAUACAUUUGGAAAUGUGUUAAAAAAUGAAAAUACAAGAUAUUCAUUUCUGAGUCAAUGUUUAUUGAGGCAAAGUUUUUUGAGAACCUUUACGACGUAUUAGCUCCCGCCCUCCUUUUUGUGCUGUAUGACGCGCUUGAGACAAAAGCAUCGCACGCGGCACACACCUGGUCCAUCGGCAUCUUGUCCCAGAUUUUGGAAAUGAGCUUUUCAGAUUGGUCUAUAAGGCUUACUUUAUGUUCGCUCUGAUUGGCCCGCAUGUUCGAACAUACAUAAAAGUCCAGGGGAUUAAGUUUCGGGGGGCUGGGAAGGCGCAAAGCUUUAUGGAGAAAAUCAGUCAAAUUCUCCAGACACCACGCUUGGACGAUAUUCGUCGUGUGAACCGUCGUGCUGCACCGUACCGUUGAAAAAAUUAAUGGGCCCCAUUAUGAUUGUUUCGAAUCGAAGAUUCGUCAUGAUGAUGGGUGCUACAUCCCAUGAAGAGAUUUGAUCUUGUCCAAUGUUCUACCAAUGAACCCGGUCCAUUGCUGCAGUUAUUCAAUUCCCGGCUGCAUCGAUUUUGCAAAGUUCUGUUUUAUCUGGUCCAACCACCUUUCUCGAUGGACUCCUCUUCUUCUUGUUCCCAUCUGAUUCGACGUGAACACCAUCCUUGCAGGGCUACUGUCCGCCAAUCUUGCAACAUGCCCUGCCCAUCGCAGUUGUCCACCCCUGGCGACUUUUUGGAUGCUGUGUUCGCCGUAGAGUUGCGCCAGAUUUUUGGUUAGGAUGGUGUGAACACUUCCCUCGCUGAUGUUUAACUCGUCGGCCAACAUUUCAACAUUAGCACGUGCAUUGGAGGCCACAGCAACGCGCACUCGCUCGAUGUUCCCAUCAGUGGCGCAAGUGGAGGAAGUGGAAGUGGAGUGGACCAACGACUCCCGACCGGCUUUGAAACGCGCAUACCACUCGAACACUUUACUACGACUAAGACAUCCAAUUCCAUACGCGGUUUGUAACAAUGCGAGGGUUUCGUUUGGAGUUUUCUUCAAUUUAAAACAAAUUUUGAUGGCAACUCUCUGCUCCAUAAUUAAAAUUGUUUCGCGACAAAAAAUCACUGUGUUACUCUUAUCAGCCAAAACUAGCUACUGAAUCGAGAUAGCGGUUUGAAAUUUGAACGGUAGCUGGCCAGACUUUGGCGGAAAGUAGUUCGCGCGUUGAAGUAGAGAUAGCGCCACUUCCCGAUUUAAGCGUGCGGUAGUCCCGGAACUUUUUGAAUGCACUGUGUAAACUGACUAACCUUGUUGAAAAUCGUCCCCGGCCUGCUCUCCGCAUAACAUCUUCCAGCACUACGUUGGAAGACAACAUGGGGGUCCAUCGGCAUGUCUAAAUUCCCUGGGAGUCUCAAACGAUUUCGACAGAUCGCCUGAGAUUAGCACAAUGUACCGCACACCGUUCAUCGUUGCCUGAAGCAGUCUUGUAAGCUUUCGGGGAAACCCGUGUUCGUCCAUGAUUUUCCAUAGCUGUCGUCGGUCGAUUGUAUUACAUGCGAUCAUGAAGUCGAUGAAGAUGUGGUGUGUAAAAAUGUAAAAAUCUGAUCCGGCGUCGAGCAACAGGUCAUGAAUCCGAUAUUUUAUGUGAUUACAAAUAUACACGAUACAUACUUCGAUUGAUAUUAUAUGCGAUUAUGAUUUAUUCGGAUUUCUUGUAAGACUUGGCACUUGCAAAAUUAUACGAUUUAAUGUUUGCUGGGACCCUCCGACUUUAUCUGCCACAUCCCUGAUCGAUAAGUUUGGAUUCCUCGUGUAUGUCCUCUUCACCGCUUUGAUUGUCUGUUCGACCGUCGGGAUGCGGUUUCCUCCACAUCCAGGCUUCCGAGUUGUGGUCAAACUCUCCCCAAACACUCGAAUCACUUUUGACACCGCAAAUUGAGCGUUUUCGCUAACUGAUUAUACGACAGAAGCGGAAAUUCUCUUUCGUGGAGGCAAUUUUGACAACUGAAGAGCGUGCGCCGAAAAGUAAGUAGGCACAUCAUUCUACACACCUGUGCCAACAACAAUAGGGGUUCCCAUUUUUUUCGUUGAAGUUAAGCACUUUUUGGUCGUUCCACCCUUUAUGGCCAUGUUCUUGAAGGCAGCGAAGUCGAUAAGUCUUGGGCCGUUUUCGUUGGUUUGCGGAUGGGCGCUGUACCUACCAAUUACCGGUCUGAAUUUCUCCUCUUGGUCAAAUCACCGAUGAAGAUUUUGAUGUUGUGUUUUGGACAUCGAUCGUAUUCACGUUCUAGCUGCGUCUUAAAUUCUUCUUUUUCGUCAUCGGUGCCAGCUAGAUGGGGCUGUGGACGUUGAUAAUGCUGAUUUUGAAGAAGUGGCCUUGCAUCUUUAUGGCGGGUUUACAUUAGGGAGAUCUAUAGCUAUAGAUGGAUUUAUUCACGUGAAAAUAGGUGUAAACGGGUGAGAAUAAAUAUGAUACACUUAUUCGAGGUAUAUAUAACUUGAAUAAAUUCAGCAUAUGUAAACGCUUGUGAAUUUCUCACUGGUGAGAAAUCACUAAAGCUGGAUGCAGUUCUACUUUAGGUGAAUAAAUUCACCGAAAAUAUGAAUAUAUUCAUUAUAGAAGUUCACGCUAGUGUAAACGGUUGAUGCAAUUUCUAUAAAUCUCAUCAUAUUUCUUCACAUGAAAUUUAUCACUAGUCUAAACCCACCCUUAGUCUACAAAUUCUUUCGUUGAUUGGCCACUAGUUUCUGCAUCUCCCCCAUCACGAUGAAAGCUGUACCCAUCUCGUGUGUGUUGCCGCAGCUCUGGUAGAUGGUUAGCCACCUUGAAACGAUCGCACCACCGAGCCUUUCCAGGACACCUCCUGCAGCGCUACGAUGUUGAAAUUGCGGGUACUAUUUUUUCCGAAAGAAUUCGGGUACUCGUUAAGAGGUUUGUGUUUCCAAUCUUUAGUCCGUGUUUUUUGUGUCGUUCUAGUCCGAUUGUCAUGUCAAGAAUGUUUUGUGAAUUUUCAUGUGCGUUUCACUUUUUCGGAUGGCUUGCAGGGCGUGCACCAACCUCCUGUCUCGACGGAGGACCAUCGUGCACAGUUCUGUUUGGUUAUCCAAUCUUCACUAUGGUUACCCGUACCCCAAUCGGACCGCGAUGGGACACUUAGUCCAGUCGUUUACCAGUGACCUCAAGAAGCUCUAUUUCAAUUUGUUGAUGCUUUUAUUGUUACUAGGGUCCAACAUUUCCGAAAACGAAACAUGAAAAUUAACUCUCCUUUCAGUUGUUCGCUUUGAGCAGGACUAAUUCCAUAAACGUCCUCCUUCUCUUGCUACUGAAUCACAUUGAAGGCAAUCUCUGCCAAACAUGAUUCGUUCAUCAGUUAUUCUCGUUCCCAACGUUCAUCAAUUCAUUUGUAGUUGAAGCAAAUGGUUGUUCCAAUUGGCGUGACGCAAGUAUACAAAUCUGACUCUUCAUUCAACCUGACUUCACUCUACCACUACUACUCCAUCCUGACAUGUACCUCGUUGCCCGCGUACGCAAACUUAUUUUAACGUCCAUAUGAAAAGAAACGACAACUUGAUUUCUGAUGCAAAAAAGUAGUUACACCCUUAAUAGAUGGCUUCAUUCUUUACCCACCGUGAAUUCAUCCACAAAUUUGCAAAUGAUAGAGAGAGAGAGAGAGAGAAACGAAUUCAAUAUGAGAGAGGGGUCCUUUCAAUAUGCCGUGAAGUUCAUUUGGCGGUAAAAAGUGAUAUGAUCAUAUAUAUAUAUAUAUAU
Messenger RNA from Toxorhynchites rutilus septentrionalis, 9034 nucleotides. RefSeq names its product dual specificity tyrosine-phosphorylation-regulated kinase 2 (gene Dyrk3). The transcript has 4 exons. The record is from RefSeq and is a predicted model, not a curated record. NCBI's taxonomy places the organism in Eukaryota, Metazoa, Arthropoda, Insecta, Diptera, Culicidae. The coding region runs from base 1182 to 3230 and encodes 682 amino acids. Gene Ontology annotation, molecular function: protein serine/threonine kinase activity; ATP binding; protein serine/threonine/tyrosine kinase activity. Gene Ontology annotation, cellular component: nucleus. Gene Ontology annotation, biological process: peptidyl-threonine phosphorylation; peptidyl-serine phosphorylation.